CCAUUACUAAGAACUUUAGUACUAAAUAGUUCCUAUGUUUGUUACUUGUAUUAAAUGGAGCUCUUUUUGUUUCUCUUCAUAUAUUCACUCAUACACGUUUUGCUAUUAAUUGUAUCAUAGUUUUAAUUUGUUGAGAUUGGAUUUUAAGUAAAGUUUGUAACUAUAUAGAUCAAUAUGGACAGAGAAGAAAGUGGUACAUUGAUCAUGGGACGUGCAGAGAUUGACACUGGAGCACCAUUCAAGUCUGUUAAAGAAGCUGUUCUUUUGUUUGGAGAAAGAGUCUUAGUUGGAGAAAUUUAUGCCAACAAGCUCAAAGAGAUGCAAAAUGAAGCAAGCGAGACUGGUCAUGCACAAUCCAAAGCUGGAGCAUUAGCAGCUGAGCUAGAAGAAACAAAGCAAAAACUUGAAGGAUCAAAAGAAGAAGCUAACUUCUUAGCACAAUGCAUCAAAUCCCUCAAGAAAGAACUUGAGCAAACAAAGAAAGAAUUGGAAGAAACAAAGGCAAGAGAGUGGAAGUUGCUUCAACGACGUGAUAUUCCAGAGACAAACGAAGACAUCAAGUUCAUUGCGAACGGAACCAAUGUGGAAAUCAAAACACAAAAUGAUGAUGGUGUUGAUGAUGAGGAAACAAUUCAAAAAAGAAGAUAUGUGAAAUUUGCUAGCCCUCAUGUAUUAGCUCAAGUUAUUCCUAAUAAGGAUGAGUUACUUGUGAGACCUAAUUCAGUUAAGAAAGGUAAGAAGAAGACAAUGAUGCCUUUGAUAGGAUGGCUUUUCUCAAAAAGUAAGAAGGGAAGUUAUGAAGUUGACUCUCCAAAAGCUUAAGGAGUCUUCAGAUAAUUAGCUAGCUAACAUGCUUCAAUUAAGAUUUCCUCAUUCAUGAAAUGUGUCUACCAACUUGCAUGUUCUGAUUAAUAAUUCUUUUGUUUUCCUUGCCAAUUUCUUGUUUUGAAACAAUGUAGGAAAGAGUUUCUCACUCUCAGUUUUUGUAAAUUUGUGACUCCUAGUUCCUUAAUUUGGUUGCUUUGGAGUCUGUUUAGUAGCAAGAGAGAUAUUGGAGCCGUGUGAAAUAGAAAGUGAGAAAAUGAAUAAAGUUAUUUUGUGCAGGUGUAUACUAUGUAUAUAGUGUAAUAUACUUUGCCACUCAAAUAUUCUAUAGCUGA
Messenger RNA from Medicago truncatula (barrel medic), 1160 nucleotides. RefSeq names its product WEB family protein At3g51220. Gene Ontology annotation, biological process: chloroplast accumulation movement; chloroplast avoidance movement. The coding region runs from base 175 to 822 and encodes 215 amino acids. Gene Ontology annotation, cellular component: cytosol. Lineage: Eukaryota; Viridiplantae; Streptophyta; Magnoliopsida; Fabales; Fabaceae. The record is from RefSeq and is a predicted model, not a curated record. The transcript is spliced from 2 exons.